UCUCUUUUCUGUGCCCGUGAGAAGGCACUGUGUUGGGCCAGCCACCCUGGGCUAGAACCCCCCCGGACCAUGGAGAGGGGCCCGUGAGGGACGCGCGGAGGCGGAGGAAGAGGCUCGGGAGGAGGGAGGCCGAGGAGCAAGGCGCGGGAGGAGGAGGAUGCCGCCACCGCCACCGCCACCGCCACCCGCGGGCUCCCGACGAGCCUGACUCCAGACCAAGGAUGGAGCCGGCGCUGAGCGCAGCCGCGGCUCCCAGCGCGCCCGCCACCAGGUAGCUGCCGUGUGUGCUGCAUAUGGUUGGAAGAAGACUCUUGUCCCCAGCUGUCCCUUUGGAGCCAUCUUCUUGACCUGAAGGCCUGGGGUGAUCCGCCUCCAUCACAGGACCAGUUGAAUUCUGGAAGACCCUGUGCCUUGGAGCAGCAGCCCCAUGACGGUGCCCAGCCAUGCAAUGUUCCUGGAAGGCUGUCCUCCUGCUUGCCCUGGCCUCAAUUGCCAUCCAAUACACAGCCAUCCGCACAUUCACUGCCAAGUCCUUCCAUACUUGCCCUGGGCUGACAGAGACUGGGCUGGCAGAGAGGCUGUGUGAGGAGGGCCCAACCUUCUCCUAUAACCUCUCCAGGAAGACCCACGUCCUCAUCCUGGCCACCACACGCAGUGGCUCAUCCUUUGUGGGCCAGCUCUUCAACCAGCACAUGGAUGUCUUCUACCUGUUCGAGCCUCUCUACCAUGUCCAGAACACACUCAUUCCCCGCUUCACCCUGGGCAAGAGCCCUGCAGAUCGUAGGGUCAUGCUAGGGGCUAGCCGGGACCUGCUGAGGAGCCUUUAUGACUGUGACCUCUACUUUCUAGAGAAUUAUAUCAAGCCACCUCCGGUCAACCACACCACUGACAGGGUCUUUCGCCGGGGGGCCAGCAGGGUCCUCUGCUCCCGUCCAGUGUGUGACCCUCCAGGGUCCCCUGAUCAGGUCUUGGAGGAAGGGGAUUGUGUGCGCAAGUGCGGCCUGCUGAACCUGACUUUGGCUGCUGAGGCUUGUCGUGAGCGCAGCCAUGUGGCCAUCAAGACUGUGAGGGUGCCUGAGGUGAAUGACCUUCGAGCCCUGGUAGAAGACCCCAGGUUGAACCUCAAGGUCAUCCAGCUGGUACGAGACCCUCGUGGCAUCUUGGCUUCCCGGAGUGAGACGUUCCGGGACACCUACCGACUCUGGCGGCUUUGGUAUGGCACAGGGAGGAAACCCUACAACCUGGACGUGACGCAGCUGACCACAGUGUGCGAGGAUUUCUCCAGCUCCGUGUCCACUGGCCUGAUGCGGCCCUCCUGGCUCAAGGGCAAGUACAUGCUGGUGCGCUAUGAGGAUCUGGCCAGAAACCCCAUGAAGAAGACAGAGGAGAUCUACGAAUUCCUGGGUAUUCCCCUGGAUGGUCACGUGGCACGCUGGAUCCAGAACAAUACUCGGGGCGACCCCACUUUGGGCAAGCACAAGUACGGCACAGUGCGCAACUCUGCAGCCACAGCUGAGAAGUGGCGUUUCCGCCUCUCCUAUGACAUCGUGGCUUUCGCCCAGAAUGCCUGCCAGCAGGUGCUGGCCCAGCUGGGCUACAAGAUGGCCAACUCGGAGGAGGAGCUGAAGAACCCGGCCAUCAGCCUGGUGGAAGAGCGUGACUUUCGACCAUUCUUGUGACCCGGGUGUGGUGGGGGUGGGAGGCAGGUGGCGCUGGUUUUGCUGAUGUGGACCUACUAUGGACGGUUUUUUAACUGUUGCCUUAUCUCCCUCCUCCCUCUUCCACCCUGUUCGUGUGUUCUUCUCACUCUUGCCCACUCCUUUUCCUCCUGCCUUUCCCACCCUGUGUGUCCUUCCCACCCCUGCCCAUCCCAGUCUGCGAGUCUUUUUCACCUCCUGUCCUCUCCACUUUCUCCUGCCUCUUUUUGCCCCUGAUAUUUGCACUAUGUCUCGGAAGGGAAUCACUGGGACAGAGGGCAUGUGAUGUGGGGUACGCCCCCCACCCCAUUCAGACACAAGGGUGUUGGGUCUCUAUGUGGAUGGGUACGAUGUUUACAGGCACCCACUCACACAUUCACAUGCGCACACAGCACACGAGGAGAGGCGCCCCAGCACACAACUUCUCGGUCUUCUCAAGGUAAGAGGAUGGACACAAAGGGACCACCUCUCCCCGGUUUAGGAAAAGAGAUUACUCUUCCCCCAUCUCUGCUUCCUGCCGGAGAUUCCCAUUCCCUUGGAGCAGGGCACCAGUCCUCCUGCACAUCUUUGCCUGGUGGUGAGCAGGGUUUUACUGUGAGGUGGAUGGGGACUACUUCCUUUCUAUCUGGUUUAUGACAAGCUUGUCUGUCUGAGUCUUGUGGCUACCCCUGGACCAGUAAUGGCUAAUGAAUCUUAGAAAUUUCUGAUUGAUCUUGGGGUUCCUCUGUGAUAUUUCUUUGUGCCAAAAAAAAAAAAAAGACAAAAAAAAUGUGGAUCAGUUUGCUAAAUGAAAAUUGAAAUGCUUUAUUUGUGUUUUCUGUAAAUAAAAGUGUGCAGUACUG
Molecule: messenger RNA, 2539 nt
Organism: Phodopus roborovskii (desert hamster)
Lineage: Eukaryota; Metazoa; Chordata; Mammalia; Rodentia; Cricetidae
Gene: Chst1
Product: carbohydrate sulfotransferase 1
Exons: 3
Coding region: 444-1679 (411 amino acids)
Biological process (GO): keratan sulfate proteoglycan metabolic process; N-acetylglucosamine metabolic process; carbohydrate metabolic process
Cellular component (GO): Golgi membrane
Molecular function (GO): N-acetylglucosamine 6-O-sulfotransferase activity; keratan sulfotransferase activity
Source: RefSeq, a predicted model, not a curated record